AUGCUGUCAGAAAUUGAUUGGUCGGACAAGGAAAACUAUGAAUCAAGAAUCAUCCCACAGGCUGAAGAUAAGCCUAAAAUUUUAUUCGGCUAUAUUAAGAAUCGACUAAAAAACAAGGAUUCAAUUGCAGAACUUAAGUAUAUUGAUGACUUAGAAUUUUUUCAAAAGCCGAAUACGGUGGCUGGUUCUGUGCCUCACCGACUUCAACGAUGGGCAAUCAUUCUUCUUGAUUACGAUUUUGGUAUCCGCUACUGUCGUACUACCGAUAUUGUCCAAGCUGACGCCCUUUACCGCCUCAUGUGCAGUUAUCAGAUACCCGAAGAAGGCACCGUGAUUGCUGCCAUUUCGAUUGAGGACGAUGUGCCCCGUCAGCUUUCAGACACUUUACGGGGCAUACCUGUGACUGCCGUCGACAUCCGGCGUUCUAUAGAACAGGAUCUUGUUCUCCAUCAAACUAUCACCUAUGUGCAACUGAGUUAG
Molecule: messenger RNA, 480 nt
Organism: Dibothriocephalus latus
Lineage: Eukaryota; Metazoa; Platyhelminthes; Cestoda; Diphyllobothriidea; Diphyllobothriidae
Source: the annotation of a GenBank genome assembly